AUGUCCAAUUUUACAAAACAGAAAUCUAGUCUUUGCCCCACCAUACUGAGGUUACUCCUCAGCAACGGUCGUCAAACCGUUGGGGAUGGGGCUGCUACUUUCGACAACGAGCCUAGUGUGCUUGCGGUGUGCCAUCUCCAAGGCACAGAGAACAAGUACUAUUAUUCCACUACUUUCUCUGGAGGGCCCGAGAAAAAUGCCCUCCAGACGGAGGGCAGUCCAGCGUCUAUUUUUUCCAAUGGUUCCGGUUCCAUUUCUUCCUCUCCAGAAUCUAUUCCUUUCUCCAAAUCCAUCGUUUAUCCCCGCUUGAGUGCGCCUAUCACUACUAUCUCUUACUCCGAAUUUCCUUCCACCGGAUCAAGUCCUCGAACGAUCCCACACAGGAAUGGAUCUCACAACUCGUACUCGUCAACUCCCCCUUUAACUCCUGACCGCGGUAGUGACUUCAGCCCGAAAACACAAUCACAUAUUUAUCCGAAGCGCGAAAGAGACGCCCUUGACUUCCUUAUGACAGUCUUUCCUCACCAAGGAUAUGAUGCCCUCCCUUAUGCUAAAGGCGUUUCUAUCUCUGCCCCCAGUUUAGGUGCCGAUUUUGACGGAGUUGUUCUUGAAUUGCCCGGAAAGCCCAAAAUACUUUAUGUUGAUGGCAAGAGUGCCGCAACGGUGAAUUUGCGUGAAAGUAUUGUUGCAUUGUUGGAACUAGCGGAUGAAAGCCUGGAAUGUGAUGGUCUUGUGAUCGUAUUGGAGAGGACGUCAUCAAACUUGGGUGGCCUCUUGCAUUCACUCAUGUAUGUUGGAGGCUCAGUUGUUACGAGUCCCCCGUUCAAGGUGAACCCCGCUUUUGUUCUGGUUGGUCUCGACGUAUGA
Messenger RNA from Laccaria bicolor S238N-H82, 867 nucleotides. RefSeq lists its product as uncharacterized. The transcript has 5 exons. The coding region runs from base 1 to 867 and encodes 288 amino acids. Gene Ontology annotation, cellular component: nucleus; cytoplasm. Gene Ontology annotation, molecular function: ornithine decarboxylase inhibitor activity. The record is from RefSeq and is a predicted model, not a curated record. Gene Ontology annotation, biological process: positive regulation of protein catabolic process. NCBI's taxonomy places the organism in Eukaryota, Fungi, Basidiomycota, Agaricomycetes, Agaricales, Hydnangiaceae.